AUGAACUUCGCGCCCUACCAGGACGCCUCUCCGGAGAACACGCGCGCCAUGUCGCCACCAAUCCGCUCACCAACACACUCGCCGCGACCCUCACUCUCCACCAGCCGCCACCAGCGUGGGAACAGCGCGCUCGGUACAUCGGCAAUCGCGUCGCCGCAAGGAAACCAGAACUCGGUGGCGUCGUACUUCCCUCCGCAGCGAGGAAGCGCCGAUCUGGAGCGAGGGUGGGGUGGCAACAGCAACAACAACGCCGCGGCAUGGGGUGCUGCAAGCACGGGCAGCUUAGGUGGAAGGGAGAAUCUGGAUUUGUUUGAGACAAGGUUGGGGAUACGGAUGGAUUGGGAGGCGUGUUUGGCGUACCUGUUGCUGCCGCCGGCAGGGGGAGUACUGUUGCUUGUGUUGGAGCAUCGGAGCGAUUACGUAAGGUUUCACGCAUGGCAAUCGGCGCUACUGUUCUCGUUCAUGUUCGUCGUCCACAUCAUCUUCUCGUUUUCCUCGUUGAUCUCCUGGAUCCUCUUCUUCCUCGACAUGGGUAUGAUUGGGUUCCUUACGAUGCGGGCAUAUCGCGAUGCGGAAACUCUUGAUCGUUGCGAAAUUCCGUACUUCGGAACACUGGCGAGCUCAAUUCUCGACGACGAGUAG
Lasiodiplodia theobromae is the source of this 642-nucleotide messenger RNA. RefSeq lists its product as uncharacterized. The record is from RefSeq and is a predicted model, not a curated record. Bases 1 to 642 code for a protein of 213 amino acids. Lineage: Eukaryota; Fungi; Ascomycota; Dothideomycetes; Botryosphaeriales; Botryosphaeriaceae. The transcript has 3 exons.